Molecule: messenger RNA, 1020 nt
Organism: Lactuca virosa
Lineage: Eukaryota; Viridiplantae; Streptophyta; Magnoliopsida; Asterales; Asteraceae
Source: the annotation of a GenBank genome assembly
AUGGUCGGGGAAGUCGACGUCGCUGCACCAUCUUCGGCGAAGCUUGCGUUGUCAGGGCCAGGACAGCAGAAAGAGGCGGCGGCGUUGCAGAUUGUUGAGAGUAUAACAAUCCCACCAACCUUCCCUAUUUCUGUUCGACAACCCCAUUGUUCACAUUCUAAACACCAGAUAUUCAUGGAACAAGAUUCACCACCAAACUUGGUUCUUUUUAAUUCCCAUCAAAGCCAAGAAUUCCAUCCCCAUAACGACGACUACGAAGACGACGAAGCUUUAUCUCUUGGUGAUCUCGCCACCAGCAAACACGAAGUCCCGAAAGCUAAUCGUCCGGAAGAACAAUUUUCCGACGAUCUUGAACAAGAUUUCGACUUCGGUGGCGACGGAAACUGUUUGCCGGAAAAUAAAAUGUGCAGCGCCGACGAGCUUUUCUUCCGUGGUCAAAUUCUGCCGUUACAGCAUUCAGUCACUUUACCUUCUCAGUUAAUAACCGAUGGCCAGAGCUUCAUCCGCUCCAUCUCAUUUUCCGGAUCCGAACCUGCAAGUGUGGUUAGCAGCAGAAGCAGCAGCACUCGUAGUAAUAAUUCAGGAACCAGUGGGAGUGGUAGUACGUCAGGAUCCGAAUUCACCAAAAUUCGAAACCAGUUCCAUUCCCACCCGAGUCCGACGCCACAGAUCCGAACCCGUAGCGUUCAUCACUCCAACCCGAAAACAUCAUCAAAGUGGAGCUUUUUACAGUUGGGUAUGAUAAAACCACAAGAAAUCGGAUUGGAGGAUCUCAAGAAUCGUAGCCAGAGAAGCCAUGGGAGUAGCAGAAGCAUCAGCAUGAACAUGAAGGAUCAAAAUCAGAAUAAUAAGACGAAGAAGAUGCAACUAGCGUUGUUUGGAGGGUGUAAAUGUUCUGCAAAUGCCAUCGAAAACACAGUUUAUUCGAGGAUUCCGAUGGUCAAACCAACAGGUUUGAAAGAAGAAGAGACCAAAUCGCGAAUUUCGAAAGAAAGUAACGUUGGAAGAAGGUUGCUUUGA